This is a messenger RNA of Phragmites australis (common reed), 1869 nucleotides long. RefSeq lists its product as uncharacterized. NCBI's taxonomy places the organism in Eukaryota, Viridiplantae, Streptophyta, Magnoliopsida, Poales, Poaceae. Gene Ontology annotation, molecular function: zinc ion binding; nucleic acid binding. The record is from RefSeq and is a predicted model, not a curated record. The coding region runs from base 1 to 1869 and encodes 622 amino acids. The transcript has 2 exons.
AUGACAGAAAAAGGCUCGCAGUCGGAGGAGCUCUCCCUCCAGGAUGUCCAGGCGCAGGUUGAUGGGCUCAAAAACGACAUGAAGACGAUGCACGAGAGAUUUGAUUCUACGAUCACUUCGUCGAAUGCGUGUUUUGAUCAGCUCGACCUCGCUGAUACAGCUGCCCACACCACGCUCGAGUCGAUCACGACUCGUCUUGAGGCCAUGACGACACAGCUUCGGACCAUGUCGACACAGCUCACGGAGUUGCAAAAUGCACGUGACUACGGCGCCGACACCGAGCUAGAUGAAGACAAUCGUCGUGGUCGUGCUCGUAGGGUACGUGUUCCUAUUAAUGAUUCUUUUGCCAAAAUAAAAUUUAAGAUUCCUACUUUUACUGGCAAAUAUGAUCCGGCUGCUUAUCUUGAUUGGGAAUUAGAAGUUGAACAAAAAUUUGCCUGCCAUGAUAUUCCUGCUAAUUUACAAGUUAAGGCUGCUAUUAGUGAAUUUACUGAAUUUGCUUUAAUUUGGUGGCGUGAGUAUAGACAAAAAUAUCCUGAUAAUAUUCCAGCCACUUGGACGGCAUUAAAAGCUGCUAUGCGUCAUCGUUUUGUGCCGUCAUAUUUUGCUAGAGAUUUGCUUAAUCAAAUGCAGCGUUUUCAACAAGGUUCGCUUUCCGUAGAGGAUUAUUAUCAAGCUUUGCAAAAGGGUAUGAUUCGCUGUGGUUUAGUUGAACAGGAUGAUGCUGCUAUGGCUCGUUUUAGAGGUGGUUUAAACCGUGAAAUUCAGGACAUUCUUGAUUAUAAGGAUUAUGAUGACAUGACAACCUUAUUUGAAUAUGCUUGUAAAGCUGAACGCGAAGUGCAGGGACGGCGAUCUUCGACACGCACUAAUCAUUUUGCAGGUUCGAGCAAGGCUCCUACACCAGCCCCACGGUCGACGCCCCCUACUUCCUCUUCCACCCCGCGCGAGUCGACCUCUUCAUCGACCGCACCUUUGCGCGACUCGUCGGCCAAGCCGACCGCGCCUCCGGCCAAGCCCGCGCUGUCAUCUGGACGUGCUCGCGAUAUUCAGUGUCAUCGUUGCAAAGGGUUUGGUCAUGUAAUUCGAGAUUGCCCCAACAAAUGGACCAUGCUGAUUCGUGACGACGGUGAGUAUUCUUCCGCUAGUGAUUCUGAGGAUGUUCAACAUUCUAUGCUUGCUACUGACCAUGCAGAUAAUACGGAGCUUCAUGUCGACUCUAGUGCCGCCGACAGGUAUGCAAAUCUUGUUGUGCAGCGUGUUCUUAGUACACAGGUCGUUCAGGACGAAAAGAAUCAGUGCCACAACAUUUUUCAUAUCAAAGGCGUCGUGCAAGAACGAGCGGUCCGUAUAAUCAUCGAUGGUGGCAGUUGCAACAAUUUGGCUAGUACGACCUUGGUGGAACAGUUGUCAUUGCCAACAAGGAAGCAUCCACAUCCUUAUCAUGUUCAGUGGCUUAAUGAUGGCGGCAAAAUAAAGGUAACGCGCUCGGUACGUGUUCCUUUUUCUCUUGGCGCCUAUUCUAAUUUUGUGGAUUGUGAUGUUGUUCCAAUGGAAGCAUGUUCUUUGUUGCUUGGCCGUCCUUGGCAAUAUGAUGUUGAUAGUGUUCAUCAUGGUCGUUCCAAUUAUUAUUCCUUCAUGUUUAAGGGUCAGAAAAUUGUUAUUCAUCCUAUGACACCUGAACAAGUUCUAAAAGAUGAUAUUGCUAGAGCGGCAAAAGCUGCAAAAUUGAUUAAAUCACCUCCUGUUGCACCUGUUCAACCUGAGAUUAAAUUGCAUAACCCUAUCUUGCUUGCUACACGUGCUGAUUUUGAUGAAUUACAUGAUGCUAAUUUGCCUUGUUAUGCGCUCGUUUGCUCUCGAAUAUAA